Messenger RNA from Pseudophryne corroboree (corroboree frog), 3666 nucleotides. RefSeq names its product zinc finger protein 585A-like. The transcript has 7 exons. Gene Ontology annotation, biological process: regulation of DNA-templated transcription. Gene Ontology annotation, molecular function: RNA polymerase II cis-regulatory region sequence-specific DNA binding; DNA-binding transcription factor activity, RNA polymerase II-specific. The coding region runs from base 205 to 3666 and encodes 1153 amino acids. Lineage: Eukaryota; Metazoa; Chordata; Amphibia; Anura; Myobatrachidae. The record is from RefSeq and is a predicted model, not a curated record.
UGCGUUCCAACUGUCGGCCUGUGCGUUCCACACACAGGAAGUGAGUUUUUUCAGGUCCCUUAGGCCACUUGGUUCUAGCAUCUACCCGGCCAGUCUCCGUCAAGAUCAGAUUCCUCAAAGAAGCCCCCUUUUUGCUUUGAUGACAGCUUUGCACACUCUUGGCAUUCUCUCAAUCAGCUUCAUGAGGGGGAACAGCUGACUGAUAUGAAGAUAAAUGAUAUAGACAGAGAAGAAGAGACGUAUGUGACUGAUAUGAAGGCAGAAGAUAUAGACAGAGAAGAAGAGACGUAUGUGACUGAUAUGAAGGCAGAAGAUAUAGAGGGAGAAGAAGAGACGUAUGUGACUGAUAUGAAGGCAGAAGAUAUAGAGGGAGAAGAAGAGACAUAUGUGACUGAUAUGAAGGCAGAAGAUACAGAAGGAGAAAAAGAGAUGUAUGUGACUGAUAUGAAGGCAGAAGAUGCAGAGGGAGAAGAAGAGACGUAUGUGACUGAUAUGAAGGCAGAAGAUAUAGACAGAGAAGAAGAGACGUAUGUGACUGAUAUGAAGGCAGAAGAUAUAGACAGAGAAGAAGAGACGUAUGUGACUGUUAUGAAGGCAGAAGAUAUAGAGGGAGAAGAAGAGACGUAUGUGACUGAUAUGAAGGCAGAAGAUAUAGAGGGAGAAGAAGAGACGUAUGUGACUGAUAUGAAGGCAGAAGAUAUAGAGGGAGAAGAAGAGACAUAUGUGACUGAUAUGAAGGCAGAAGAUACAGAAGGAGAAAAAGAGAUGUAUGUGACUGAUAUAAUGGCAGAAGAUGCAGAGGGAGAAGAAGAGACGUAUGUGACUGAUAUGAAGGCAGAAGAUAUAGAGGGAGAAGAAGAGACGUAUAUGAUGGGUGAUCAGCAGUGUAAGGAGGAGGAAAUCCCUACAGAUAUCAGCAUAGUAGAUGGCGGCACAAACCGGAAUGCCUUGGAGGGAGAUCUCAUCUUGUCUGCAGAUACUAAAACAGAAGAUAACAUCACACAGGAUUCUCCAGGAGACAGCGCUGUUAUGCUAAAUAUACAUCCAGUACCGCACAGCACAGAUAUAUCAUCUGAUCCCCCUAACUGCGAGGACUGUUCUCCUGAUACCUCAGAUUCUGUUACACAUAGUGCAGCUCAUACACCUGAUAAUAUAUUUCCCUGUUCUGAGUGUGGGAAAUGUUUUACACGGAAAUCACAUCUUGUUACACAUCAGAGAAUUCACACAGGUGAGAAGCCAUUUCCAUGCUCUGAGUGUGGGAAAUGUUUUACACAGAAAUCACAUCUUGUUAUACAUCAGAGAAAUCACACAGGUGAGAGGCCAUUUCCAUGUUCUGAGUGUGGGAAAUGUUUUACCUGUAAAUCACAACUUGUUAUACAUCAGAGAAGUCACACAAGUGAGAGGCCAUUUCCAUGUUCUGGGUGUGGGAAAUGUUUUAUACGGAAAUCACAUCUUGUUACACAUCAGAGAAGUCACACAGGUGAGAAGCCAUUUUCAUGUUCUAAGUGUGGGAAAUGUUUUACACAAAAAUCAAGUCUUGUUAAACAUCAGAGAAGUCACACAGGUGAGAGGCCAUUUCCAUGCUCUGAUUGUGGGAAAUGUUUCAUACAAAAAUCAAGUCUUAUUAAACAUCAGAGAAGUCACACAGGUGAGAAGCCAUUUUCAUGCUCUGAGUGUGGGAAAUGUUUCACACAAAAAUCAAGUCUUGUUAAACAUCAGAGAAGUCACACAGGUGAGAAGCCAUUUUCUUGCUCUGACUGUGGGAAAUAUUUUGCACAGAAAUCAGAUCUUAUUAAACAUCUGAAAAGUCACACAGGUGAGAGGCCAUUUCCAUGCUCUGAGUGUGGGAAAUGUUUUAAACACAAAUCACAUCUUGUUACACAUCAGAGAAGUCACACAGGUGAGAGGCCAUUUCCAUGUUCUGAGUGUGGGAAAUGUUUUAAACACAAACCACAUCUUGUUAAGCAUCAGAGAAGUCACACAGGUGUGAGGCCAUUUCCAUGUUCUGGGUGUGGGAAAUGUUUUACAGAGAAAUCAAGUCUUGUUACACAUCACAGAAGUCACACAGGUGAGAGGCCAUUUCCAUGUUCUGAGUGUGGGAAAUGUUUUAAACGCAAAUCACAUCUUGUUAUACAUCAGAGAAGUCACACAGGUGAGAAGCUGUUUUCAUGUUCUGAGUGUGGGAAUUAUUUUACACAGAAAUCAGAUCUUGUUAGACAUCAGAGAAGUCACACAGGUGAGAAGCCAUUUCGAUGCUCUGAGUGUGGGAAAUAUUUUACACAGAAAUCAGAUCUUAUUAAACAUCAGAAAAGUCACACAGGUGAGAGGCCAUUUCCAUGUUCUGAGUGUGGGAAAUGUUUUAAACGCAAAUCACAUCUUGUUAUACAUCAGAGAAGUCACACAGGUGAGAAGCUGUUUUCAUGUUCUGAGUGUGGGAAUUAUUUUACACAGAAAUCAGAUCUUGUUAGACAUCAGAGAAGUCACACAGGUGAGAGGCCAUUUCCAUGUUCUGAGUGUGGGAAAUGUUUUACACUGAAAUCAUAUCUUGUUCGACAUGAGAGAAGUCACACAGGUGAGGGGAACUUUUCAUGUUCUGAGUGUGGGAAAUGUUUCACACACAAAUCAGUUCUUGUUACACAUCAGAGAAGUCACACAGGUGAGAAACCAUUUCCAUGUUCUGAGUGUGGGAAAUGUUUUACACUGAAAUCAAAUCUUGAUACACAUCAGAGACGUCACACAGGUGAGAAACCAUUUUCAUGUUCUGAGUGUGGGAAAUGUUUUGCACAUAAAUCAGCUCUUGUAUUACAUCAGAGAAGUCACACAGGUGAAAAACCAUUUCCAUGUUCUGAGUGUGGGAAAUGUUUUGCACAGAAAUCAGAUCUUGUUAUACAUCAGAGAAGUCACACAGGUGAGAAGCCCUUUGCAUGUUCUGAGUGUGGAAAAUGUUAUACUACUUCAUCACAUCUUGUUAUACAUCAGAGAAAUCACAUUGGUGAGAAACCAUUUCCAUGUUCUGAGUGUGGGAAAUGUUUUACAGAAAAAUCUAAUCUUGUUAAACAUCAGAGAAUUCACACAGGUGAGAAACCAUUUAAGUGUCCUGAGUGUGGGGAAUGUUUUGCUCAGCAACUAAAUCUGGUUAAACAUCAGAAAAGUCACACAGGUGAGGAACCAUUUUCAUGUUCUGAGUGUGGGAAAUGUUUUACUAAGGCAUCAUAUCUUGUUAUACAUCAGAGAAGUCACACAGGUGAAAAACCAUUUCCAUGUUCUGAGUGUGGGAAAUGUUAUACUACUUCAUCACAUCUUGUUUUACAUCAGAGAAGUCACACAGGUAAAAAACCAUUUCCAUGUUCUGAGUGUGGGAAAUGUUUUACAAAAAAAUCUAAUCUUGUUAGACAUCAGAGAAUUCACACAGGUGAAAAACCAUUUCCAUGUUCUGAGUGUGGGAAAUGUUUUGCACAUAAAUCAGCUCUUGUAAUACAUCAGAGAAGUCACACAGGCGAAAAACCAUUUCCAUGUUCUGAGUGUGGAAAAUGUUAUACUACUUCAUCACAUCUUGUUAUCCAUCAGAGAAAUCACACUGGUGAGAAGCCCUUUGCAUGCACUGAUUGUGGAAAAUGUUUUGCUCGGCAAUCACAUCUGAUUAGACAUCAGAGAAGUCACAGGUGA